Messenger RNA from Epithele typhae, 900 nucleotides. RefSeq lists its product as uncharacterized. The transcript is spliced from 10 exons. NCBI's taxonomy places the organism in Eukaryota, Fungi, Basidiomycota, Agaricomycetes, Polyporales, Epitheliaceae. The annotation marks the transcript as partial. The record is from RefSeq and is a predicted model, not a curated record.
AUGGACUGGCGCGCUUCCCCCGCCAACCUCACCAGCGCGGCCGACUUCUGGGCCCUCUGGCAAGCGGAGCACGAUGCGUUCGCCGCAGUCGCGCAAACCCAGGACGCGGCGCGGAGCGGAGUUGCCGCUCUCGCAUUGCUCGCAUGGGACAUUGUCACGACGAUGGACGACGAGGUUUCUCUGAUAUGGCCAUCGGCGUGGACGGUGCCCAAGGUUCUGUACCUAUUCGUGCGCUACUAUUCAUUGAUCGCUUUGAGGUGUCCUACACAUCGUGGGAUGGAAGGAGUGGUCCCCUGCGUCCCUUGGCUCAUCUUCGAGAUCAUGUCCGCGUCCGCCAUCGAGGCUGUGGUCCAGGUCAUCAUGAUCCUCCGUACACACGCGAUCUACAUGGGCUCCCCGAAAGCCCUGCGGGCCAUGGUUGUUGGCUUCGUCGUCGAGAUCGUUCUGAUGACUAUCAGCUUCGGGCUGAGCAUUCCUCACUUCGUCGGCGGAUUCUACUGCAAGGCGGCGGACCUGCCGGUGAUGAUGGUGCUCUACAGCACGGCCUCGAUCGUGUACGAGACGUUCCUCCUUGGGAUGAUGCUCCUCGGGGUUCUGCGGGGCGAGAAGGACGGGUACGCGAGCGCGACGCUGCUCGACGUCCUCGUGCGCGAUGGUACCAUCACAUUUGUGGGGAUAUUCAUGGUUAUGCUGCUCAACACCGUCCUCUUCACCCUUGCGCCCACAACACUCGUCACCCUCGGGAUUCCAUGGGUGCUCUCGAUCCUCGGGGUCGCUGGCCCCCGGCUGAUCCUCAACCUCCGCGUGCACAACCACGGCAUCUCCAGCGCCCGCGCCUCCGUCACCAGCGCCGCCUUCGCCCUCCCCAAGGGCCUCUACUCCGCGCUCGCCCUCGACGAC